Galeopterus variegatus (Sunda flying lemur) is the source of this 984-nucleotide messenger RNA. It is a transcript of the gene CCDC54, whose product is annotated as coiled-coil domain containing 54. NCBI's taxonomy places the organism in Eukaryota, Metazoa, Chordata, Mammalia, Dermoptera, Cynocephalidae. The record is from RefSeq and is a predicted model, not a curated record.
AUGUACAAACUUCACGCAAAGAGGGUAAAAGCUGCCACUGGGGCGAUAUGGACUUCAAAUCUCGCCAAGAUCAGACAAUCUCUUAAAAAUGUUUACCGCAAAUGUAAGAUUCAGCACCCAGAUUCAACUAGAUAUCCAACUAUGACUUCCUAUGACUGUGCUCAAGAUGGCAUUAGUUGUAACAAAGAAAUGAAUUUUACAUUGACACUCCAAGAUGUUAAAACUGCCCAAAUUGAACUCCUCAGCCAAAUGGCUGACAUUGUUAGUGCAGUAUCAAAAAUCCAGGAAAAGAUUGACAUUUAUCAUAAGCAAACGGAGGUACUGGAAACCAGGAUGAAUGUUAAUGAAGACAAACAAUGCACAAAAACUAAAGAUAUCCUCUCUGUGAAAGAAGACAUUGAUGCUUUAAAGAAGAAGGUGACAGAACUGGAAAACCAAAAUUCUUGCUCCAGCAUACAUUGUUUAGAGGUUCUGGAAGGAGAAAAGGGUAAAGAAAUCAUAGAACUGCUUCACAAACUCACAAAACCAGAAACUCUGAAGAACACAUCAGCCUCUACAGACUCUGAAAGCUCUUCAGCAGAACCAGAAAAAGUGCCUGGUUAUCCAGAGCCCAAAGAUCAUCUUGAGGAAAAAAAUUCUCCCAAAAUUAAAAGUCUGAAGAAAAGUAACCAUCAAAAUGUAUCAAGAAGCUUUAAGAAACCAAAGUCAGACAUUUAUAUUUACCCAGACUUUAACACAUGGAUCAAGCUAACUUUUGUUCAUGGAGGAAAGUGGAGAUUUUUCCUCAGUGCUACCAAGUUAGAGGAAUUCAUCCAGUGGCUUCUUUCUAGGCCAACUAUCCUUCCUGAGAAACCACAGAUCAUAACCCAAAGAUAUUGUCCAUUCACUGGACCUAUUGUAAGCUUGACCACAAUCUGUCUUUCUAUUUUCAACUAUAUUUACCGCCUUUUUUGUUCCUCAAAGGAGGAAGUGACUCGACUGUAG